Effrenium voratum is the source of this 879-nucleotide messenger RNA. Lineage: Eukaryota; Dinophyceae; Suessiales; Symbiodiniaceae. The record is from the annotation of a GenBank genome assembly.
AUGGACGGUGAAAAAGCCACAUCCGGCAAGAAGACAGUGGCGGUGCAGAUCAAUAUGGGCGGAGAGGCGGUCAUCACGGUGUCUCCAGAAUUGUUCAAAGUGGCGGGGGAGAACAAGCUUUGUACAAUAGGCUUUGGCACUUGGGAAUGCCAAGACGCUGAUGGACUCGUUUUUGUGGAUUACUCUCCUGCAGUGUUCAUACCGCUAGUGGAGUGGCUGCGGGAGCUGCGAGAUGCAGAGCCAGGACAGACGGUUUACGUGCAGGUGCUGCAAGAGAAGAGAACGGCAUGGAUCCGUAUGGUGAACGCCUUGUCCUUUCCAAAGCACCUCCUCCGGAAGGCGGGCAUCAAUGCUCAUGAGCUCUUGUGCAUGGGCUAUUCCGUGGGAUGCGCACGUGACUUCGAAUUCACAGCUGAGGAGCUUAUCCUUGCAGGGGCUCAGGCUGCGGGAAUCCGCGAGAUUGUUAAGCCUGAGGAGCUGCCAAUCAUCUUACGGCAUGUGGCGGAGACGCAUGGCACAUCUUUGACUGCAACAGGUCUAUGUCAAUUCCUGGCGCGAAGUGGGUUCGACGCAGAAGAGCUAGAGGCCGCAGGAAUCAAGGAGUCACCGCCGCCAUCACCAUUACCUCUCUUUGGUGAUCCCGCUGGCAAUGGCGGCCUCUUCGGCGAAGCCAGCGGCAGGACUUCCCUCUUCGGCGAAGCCAGCGGCAGCACUUCCCUCUUCAGCGAAGCCAGCGGUGGGACUUCCCUCUUCGGUCCUCCCGUUGUUCGGUUCAAAAUGCCGGCUGCCGAUCUCCACGCUUCAAUCGAUGGCGGUUCCGCCUCUGGCGUAGACGGAGUUUCGACCUUUCUCGCCUGUGGUGCUGGCAGCUCUGCUUGA